Molecule: messenger RNA, 2299 nt
Organism: Pseudophryne corroboree (corroboree frog)
Lineage: Eukaryota; Metazoa; Chordata; Amphibia; Anura; Myobatrachidae
Gene: ASPSCR1
Product: ASPSCR1 tether for SLC2A4, UBX domain containing
Exons: 16
Coding region: 316-2040 (574 amino acids)
Biological process (GO): glucose homeostasis; signal transduction; intracellular protein transport
Cellular component (GO): vesicle membrane; nucleus; cytoplasm
Molecular function (GO): protein binding
Source: RefSeq, a predicted model, not a curated record
CACUUGUGUCCCUGAAAGCAUUUGGAGCCUCUGCCCCAUUACAAAUACAGUGCAAUAGACUGCAGCACUACAGGACACCCACUGCACAUGGCCAUAAAUAAAUGUUAUGCUGCCUAUAGGUAAAUGCGUACAGACACCAGGGACGUCUCUGGGGCCGCGCACACCAGGGAAUGACGCCGGCAACUCUCUGGUUCCACUCCUCAUCACUCCCUCUCUCUUACACCACCGCAGCUACCACAGCACUCACAGCGAGGAUUUGUGAGCGGUUUAUUGUCUCAAUAAAGUUGAUUGAAAGGUUUCGCUACGUCAGGCAAUAUGGCAGCCAGCGGCCCCGGGGUGUCUGUUUUGGCCCCCAACGGGCGGCGGCAGAAUGUAAGGGUGACACCUGGGACCCCUCUAUUGCAGGUGCUGGAAGAGGUAUGCAAGAAACAGAAUUUCAAUCCUAGAGAAUAUAACCUAAAGUUUCAGAGGACUGUACUGGAUCUUUCUGUGCAGUGGCGAUUUGCCAACCUUCCCAAUAAUGCCAAACUGGAGAUGGUGAGUUGCUCUCAGCAACGGGCUGGAGUGGAGAAAUCGAAAAUUCGUGUUGGAUUGCAGUUGGAGGACGGCCUUAGGUUACAGGAUGAGUUCCUCGGCAGCCAGACUCUCUGGGAUGUACUGGUCCAUUUUUCACAGACUAGGGUGUGUUUGGAAGAAGUUCCUCAUGGAAGCGUUCCUGUAUGUAUUUAUAUGCGGGAUGAGGUGACUGGAGAACAGACUUUAAAACAAACAACACUUCAGUCUUUAGGACUCACAAGUGGAAGUGCCAUUAUCAGGUUUAUAGUGCGGAAGUUUGACCAAUGUGAGAACAGUCAGCCUGUGAAAACACAAAAGGAUAUAAAAAGAGAGCAGAAGAUCGAGUCAGAGGAUCUCCAGGUACUUGAACAAGUCAAAAAUGAGCCUACUGUUUGCCAGGAAGAGCAGAUGCCCAUUAAAACACCUAAGAGCGUAGAUCCCCUAGCUGAAGUAGUGCAUGAGGAAAGGGAUUCUGGAUUCUUAGCUUCAAACUCCAUGAACAAAUCCAGUGCAAGGGAAAUACGUCCAGAAGUGGAUAAGGAAAAACCAGGUCCUUCCUCUAUAGGUCUUACCGAACCUCUUGCUCAGUCUUUGGUGACUUCAUUUAUCCCAUUCCAAGGAGGUGGUCAUCGACUGGGUGGUGCCAACGUUCCUGCAGCUUCACCAGAAGCAGACAUGCUAUGUGCCACUUCUCAAGAGCCUUUUCGCAGCCCAGGACCUUCUAAACCCAAAAAAUCCAAAACUGAUGGAGAGGAAAGUGAGUCAGAGCCAAUAGAUAGAGAGCCCGUUGUGUGCCACUUGGAUUUGGAAGAGAAAGUUCAUGGCAAUUUCCGAGACCUCCCAGAUAAGUUUUUUGAGGUCACAAUGGACGAUGUGAGAAGAAGAUUUGCUGAACUGAAAAGUGAAAGGCAUCGACUAGAGGAAGCCCCUUUAAUCACUAAAGCACUGAGAGAGGCCCAUUCGAAGGAAAAAAUGGAACGAUACCCAAAGGUCGUUCUUCGAGUCCUCUUUCCAGAGCGUUACAUCUUGCAGGGAUUUUUCCGUGCAACAGAAUCGGUUGGCGCCGUGAAGGAGUUCGUGUGUAGCCACCUGGAAGAACCUGACAUCCCAUUCUACUUAUUUAUCACACCCCCUCGAACUGAGCUGAAGGAGGACUCCCAAAGCCUUUUUCAGGCCCAGCUUUUCCCUGCUGCUGUGGUUCAUUUUGGAUCCCCAGUGCACAGAGAUCAUUUCCUGUGCAAACAUUUACUCAAAGACCCAGUGUCGUCUUCCCAAGCUGAUAUACUAGUUGCCAGAGCAAUGCCACGUGUUCCUGCUGAGUAUACUGCGCCUGUGAUAAAUCACCUUCCAGUCGCUGAUUCAGAGGUUGUUCACAGAGCACCAGAGAAUUAUGAAGAGGAGUCAGGGAUUUCUGAUUCUAAUCAGCAAGCUCAAAAGGAUCAUGGCAAAGUACCCAAGUGGCUGAAACUACCAGGGAAGAAAUGAGCAAGACCCUCCUGUGAAUAGUGGGCUCCUGAGCUUACACUAAAGACGUGUGAACACAAGUUAUUUGGGUCUGAUUUUUCUCCUGGUGACCACUUUAUGGAUUAUUAAUUGAUGGGACUUUGCAAACCCUUGUGGUUGGACUGACACAGAUGUGACUUUUGCGCUAUAAGAUUUGCACUUCUUGCUUCAGCUGUCCUGAAGUUUGUAUCUACAAGGAAAUUUGUUUCUGCAUCAUUAAACUAAUGAAGUUAAUGUUUUA